GUUUACGUUUUGCAUCGUCAAGUAACGAAAUUAAUUUUUUUCAUUUUUUCUUCAUUUUUCUGCUAAAAAUCAAUUUAAUUCGUCAUGUCUGAGCGAAAAGUAUUGAAUAAAUACUAUCCGCCGGAUUUCGAUCCAUCUAAAAUCCCGCGAGCGAAAUUGCCGAAAAAUCGUCAGUACACGGUUCGUUUGAUGGCUCCGUUCAACAUGCGAUGCGUUACUUGCGGCGAAUACAUCUACAAAGGUAAGAAAUUCAAUGCGCGCAAAGAAGACGUCGAAAACGAAACUUACCUCGGCAUCCGAAUUUAUCGCUUUUACAUCAAAUGUACGCGUUGCCUGCAAGAAAUCAGCUUCAAAACGGACCCGCAGAACACGGAUUACGAAAUUGAGGCAGGAGCAACGCGAAAUUUCAUGGCCUUGAAGCUGGCGUUGGAACAGGAAGAACGUCAGGAUCGCGAAUUGCGCGAAGAAGAGGCAAAUAAUCCGAUGAAAUUGCUGGAAAAUCGCACGGAACAGUCAAGAAACGAAAUUGAGCUGCUCGAAUCGUUGGAAGAACUGAAAUAUUUGAACAAGAGACAAGAAGAAGUCGAUUACGAUGCGAUGUUGGAUCAGUACAAGCCGAAUGAGACGGCGCAGGAACGGGAGGAACGCUUGCAGAAACAAGAUGAGGAAUACAUCAAAACGAUAAAAUUCGAAAAUAAAUCAACGACAGGAGCCCAAAAGCGAGUCGCAGAAGAGCAAAUUAUUGAAAUUUCAGCAGGAGACGUUUCAGACAACAAAAAAUCAGCACUAAAAGACGAUCUAUUAGGCAUGGCAAGCAGUAGCAAAAGUUCAGUAGUCCCUAAAAAGCCCAUGAGCAUCGGCGUUAUGACAAAAAAGACAAACUUGCAAGGAUUGGUGAAGAAAAAAGAAGUAAAACCCGAAGAAAAACCUAAAGAAACUGCUACAUCAGGAGGAUUAUCGUUACUUGGCGCGUAUUCUGACAGUGAUGAACAAUCUGACGACUAAAAAAAUAAUAAAAUUUUA
Culicoides brevitarsis is the source of this 1023-nucleotide messenger RNA. Its product is annotated as splicing factor YJU2. The record is from RefSeq and is a predicted model, not a curated record. The transcript has 3 exons. Gene Ontology annotation, biological process: mRNA splicing, via spliceosome. Gene Ontology annotation, cellular component: U2-type catalytic step 1 spliceosome. NCBI's taxonomy places the organism in Eukaryota, Metazoa, Arthropoda, Insecta, Diptera, Ceratopogonidae. Bases 85 to 1005 code for a protein of 306 amino acids.